This is a messenger RNA of Peromyscus maniculatus bairdii (prairie deer mouse), 446 nucleotides long. Lineage: Eukaryota; Metazoa; Chordata; Mammalia; Rodentia; Cricetidae. The record is from RefSeq and is a predicted model, not a curated record.
CUAUGGUUUUUGACAAAUGUCCACCCAAAGACCCAUGUGAUAAAGGCAUGGCCCUUAGCCCCUGGCACUAUUCAGAGAUAAUGGAGUCCUUUGGAGGUGCCAUCCCAUUGGAGGAAGUUAGAGCAUUGGAGGCAUGAACUUGAAGCAGGUGUCAGGACCACUGAUUGCUGCUCCCUUUCUACCUGUUGCCUGCCCUGAGGCACCUGCGCUGAGCUCUGCAGAGGUGACUGGGACUGUGGGCCAGGGGAGAAAUGUAUCAGCAGCGGAUGCAGUAGCAUCUGUGCUACAAAUUAAGAACAGCUUCUACCCGGGAAAAAUAUGCCUGUCUGGAGCUCCGUGCCCAAGAAAGCAGUUGAAAAUGGAGGCCAUGGAUGAAGAUUACAAGGAGCACAGUGGGGAGGGACCAGGACGUGUUUCUUUUAAUAAAUCAUCAUUGUAAGAGUCUC